Messenger RNA from Adineta steineri, 333 nucleotides. Lineage: Eukaryota; Metazoa; Rotifera; Eurotatoria; Adinetida; Adinetidae. The record is from the annotation of a GenBank genome assembly.
AUGACUGCUCGUAAUGAUCUUACAUUAGAAGAGAAAAUUAAUGUUAUUAAAUUAAAUGAAGCUAGUUUAACUUAUCGUGGAUUACGAGAAAAAUUUCAUGUAUCCAUUGGUGCUAUUUCAAAUGUAAUCAAAAGAAAAGCAGAAUAUUUGAGUGAUUACGAAAAUAAUCGAAAUAAAAAUGUCAAACGUAAAACUAGUUAUUAUUCAGGACUUCACCCAUUGCUGACAGAGUUUCAGUCAAAGCUCAUUGAUAUUUAUUUGGAUUCGAAUAAUUCUAAACAGAAAUCUAUUCUGGAUUUUUUCAACCGAAUGGAUCGUAAAUCUGGUGCCUAA